UACAACAAUCUGCAAAGGAGUUGCAGAAAAGCCUCAUGUUCAUCGAGCCCGGGUUUAAAAUUCUGCAGCUGAGGUCUUGAAGAUGCAGAAGGGUACAGUAUGUGGUGCAGAUCGCAGUGUGUAUAAACUAAUUUUUUUCCUUGGAUCUUUUUUUAUAUUUUUGUUUUCAAUUUCUUUUCAAUGUUUCGUAUUUGUAAACGGCUUGGCUGGAACAUUUGUCUGAAAUGUUUACAUCUUCCCUGUAUAGUCAUAUGCAUUGAAUCAAGGUACCCCUGUUCACACAAGUUAAUUGAAACAGUUUAUAUUUAUUUACCUGUUUUGUGUCCUUGUAAGCUUAAUCUAAUCAGGCUCCACAUUUACAGAGUGGACACUGAGCCUUAUCACAAGUUAAACUGAGUUGAGGCUCUAAAAUAGCCAUAUACUUAUUGAGGCUUGGGUAAGGUAAGCACAAAUGAUAAUAGAAGGUACCAUAAACAUGCAGAUGUUACUUUUACUACUUCAAUCUUGACACAUAAAUGGAUAAUUGAAGAAAGUCCAACAGACACACAGUAUUUGUUAUUGGUAACAAAUGUUAUAAAUAAUAAAAAUGUAUGUACCACUUUGACAAUCAGAAAUAAAACAUUGGUUUUCACUCAUUUAGGUGGGUACAGAAUCCUUGAAUGCAGUUAUACUGACGCAUAUCUGCCCAUUUCAUGUUGUACAAUUACAGUUGUGUAUAUUAAAGCACUGGUUACCUCGCCCCUGAUAACAAAUAUGUGAGGUCUUUCUUACUGGUUGUUUUUUGGACUUUUUCAGGGGAUGAGACGCGACAGAGGGUGAAGUUCACUGACGAGCGAGUCUGCAAAAGUCAUCUUCUGAACUGCUGUCCACAUGACAUCCUGUCUGGAACUCGUAUGGACCUGGGAGAGUGCACGAAGAUCCAUGACCUGGCACUUCGGGCAGAUUAUGAAAUUGCUUCCAAGGACAGAGAUCUGUUCUUUGAGCUUGACGCGGUGGAUCACCUGGAGUCAUUCAUUGCCGACUGUGACCGGAGGACAGAAUUGGCCAAGAAGCGCUUGGCUGAGACUCAAGAAGAGAUCAGUGCUGAGGUGGCAGCAAAGGCAGAGAAGGUUCACGAGCUGAAUGAAGAAAUAGGGAAGCUCCUGGCAAAGGCUGAGCAACUUGGAGCGGAGGGCAACGUCGACGAGGCCCAGAAGGUCCUGCAGGAAGUCGAGAAGGUCCGCACUAAGAAGAAGGAUGCAGAGGAGGAGUACAGAAACUCCAUGCCAGCCUCCAGCUUUCAGCAGCAGAAGCUGCGGGUGUGCGAGGUGUGCUCUGCCUACCUUGGUCUCCAUGACAAUGACCGUCGUUUGGCUGACCAUUUUGGUGGAAAGCUCCAUCUGGGCUUCAUCCAGAUCAGAGAGAAACUGGACCAACUAAAGAAAACUGUGGUCGAAAAGCAGGAGAAAAGGAACCAGGAGCGCCUAAAGAGACGAGAAGAGAGGGAGAAAGAGGAAAAGAUGAAGAAGAGGACCAGAUCACGGAGCAAAGAGCCUAAAAGAUCCCGUUCUCGUGACCGCAGAAGGAGGCGCUCACGCUCCACAUCACGAGACAAGCACCGUACACGCUCCGGCUCCAGGGAGAAGAGGAGAAGGCAUCGCAGCCGAUCCCGCUCUCGCAGUAGAGGACACCGUCACAUCCACGAGCAGAGCUCCAGACACAAGUCGUCCAGGGACCGAGAGCGCUCAUCCAGAGACAGGUCACGGGAGCGAGACAGGAGGGACGGUAUGAACGGCAGGUCGGACUCCCGCCGUGCAGACGACAGGGACAUGGGGGACCUCUGAGGACCAAACUCCAUCCAUCACAACACACAGCCUCCUCCUGUCUCACACACCCGUCUGUCCAUAUAGAAUAUCCCUAAUGUCCUUGCCUUGACCCAUUCGUUCUCCUGCCUGCCUCCUUUCUUUGCGUUAACAGUUUAUGCAGCUGACCCAGAGUGUAACCAUACCUGAAAUAUUGUAUGGAUAAAAUAUUCUAGCAUCCAGAUAUAUCAGAAGAUUUUCCUUUGGAUUAGGGGAGUUAGUUAUUGAUCAGUAGUGGAAUGUAUGGUAAUACCCACAUCUGUGAUUUGGUGGCUGUCUGUAUCCAACACACACACGUCUUCUUAUCAACUUCCCCGCAAUGUUUCCAACAGAUAAAGCAAAC
This is a messenger RNA of Anoplopoma fimbria (sablefish), 2184 nucleotides long. RefSeq names its product LUC7-like (S. cerevisiae) (gene luc7l). Gene Ontology annotation, cellular component: U2-type prespliceosome; U1 snRNP. Lineage: Eukaryota; Metazoa; Chordata; Actinopteri; Perciformes; Anoplopomatidae. Gene Ontology annotation, molecular function: mRNA binding. The transcript is spliced from 10 exons. The coding region runs from base 894 to 1823 and encodes 309 amino acids. Gene Ontology annotation, biological process: mRNA splice site recognition. The record is from RefSeq and is a predicted model, not a curated record.